AAAAUCACUCGAGUCCCAUCACUAAUCCACUUGUGUACGGUGUCGUUCAUUACUGAAUUGGGAAUUUUUAAAAUUAUUAUUUAUUAUCAUAAUUAUUUGUUACUUUUUAAAUUUUGUUCUAUAAUAUUGUACAUUUUUAAUUUGCCGUUAGUAUAGUCAUCUGACUUUAUUUUGUAAUAGGAACUUAUAAAGUGCCUUAAUAUCAAUAUGGUGUCGAAUGUGGAAAUCAAAGGUUUUCAGGAAUUUGCAAAAUAUACACAGAAUAUAGAUCCUAACGGUCCUCCAGUAUUUUUUUAUUUUAGUGGUGAAAAAAGCGCAGACGGCAAUAGUUGGUGUCCAGACUGUGUAGAAGCGGAACCCAUUGUGAAAGCAUAUCUAACUGAAUUGAAGAAGAGUGUAAUUUUUGCAUAUGUUGAUGUUGGGAAUAGAGAAUACUGGAAGGACAAAGCCUGCCCCUUCAGAACGGAUAGUCGAACACGACUCAUGGUGAUCCCAACUAUUGUUAAAUGGAAGGGUGUGCAAAGACUAGAAGGGGAGCAAUGUACCAAAAGGGAACUACUGCAGAUGCUUUUUGAAGAAGAAGACUAAUAUUUUGUAAUUAAUUAGUCACUUUUGUAUUGUAUUGCGCAUUGUAUGUUAUGUAUAAAAUAUAAUCAUAAGCUCUAUUGUUAAUAAAUAUAUUUUUUCAUUAACAA
Molecule: messenger RNA, 695 nt
Organism: Galleria mellonella (greater wax moth)
Lineage: Eukaryota; Metazoa; Arthropoda; Insecta; Lepidoptera; Pyralidae
Product: thioredoxin domain-containing protein 17-like
Exons: 3
Coding region: 208-588 (126 amino acids)
Cellular component (GO): cytosol
Molecular function (GO): DNA binding; zinc ion binding; protein-disulfide reductase [NAD(P)H] activity
Source: RefSeq, a predicted model, not a curated record